This is a messenger RNA of Boleophthalmus pectinirostris (great blue-spotted mudskipper), 3296 nucleotides long. RefSeq names its product basonuclin 1 (gene bnc1). Gene Ontology annotation, cellular component: nucleus. Gene Ontology annotation, biological process: regulation of transcription by RNA polymerase I. Bases 220 to 3192 code for a protein of 990 amino acids. The transcript has 6 exons. Lineage: Eukaryota; Metazoa; Chordata; Actinopteri; Gobiiformes; Gobiidae. The record is from RefSeq and is a predicted model, not a curated record.
AGACACUACUACUGCUACUACUACUACUACUACUACUACUGCUACUACUACUGCUACUACUGCUACUUUUUCUCCUUGUACUACCUGCGUUUUUGCCCUGAUGCCCGUUCUGCGGUAGGAGAAGAGGAGAAGAGCAGAGGAGCAGAGUUCGCUGUUUUGUAGGAACUUGCGAGGAAUGGCAAACUCCGUAGUCUCCCUGGAAACGUCCCACUAGUGACAAUGGCUGAGGCGAUCUGCUGUACUCUGGUGAACUGCACCUGUGACAGCUUCAAACCGGGGAAGCUGAAGAGGAGACAGUGUGACAACUGCAAGCACGGAUGGGUCGCUCACGCCCUGAGCAAGCUGAAGGUGCACCACAUGUACCAGAGCAGCCAAGUGGAGAUCGUCCACUCCAACGUGGUGUUUGAUAUCUGCAGCCUGAUGCUCUACGGGACCCAGGCCAUCCCCAUCCGCCUCAAAAUCCUCCUGGACCGUCUCUUCUCCGUCCUCAAGCAGGAAGAGGUCAUCCAGAUCCUCAACGCUCUCGACUGGACUCUGCAGGACUACAUACGAGGAUACGUGCUGCAGGAUGUUGCUGGGAAGGUUCUGGACCGUUGGGCGAUCAUGACGUUCGAAGAGGAGAUCGCGACUUUGCAACAGUUCCUUCGCUUUGGAGAAACUAAAUCCAUCGUUGAACUCAUGGCUCUGCAGGACAAGGAGGGCCAGGCUGUUUUAGUCCCAAGCACUCGCACCAACUCCGACAUCCGCACUUUCAUCGAACGCAACACGCCGAGGACCACCGCCAACCUCACCACCACCAACGUCGAGAAGCUCAGCGGCAACAGCAUGCACCAUUUCGAGAACUUCAUCAACAGCAUGGCGUUUAUGCUUCCUUUCCAGCUCCUCGGUUCAGUCCCCACCCCGUUUCUAGGCUCGCAAAACAGCAUGCUCCAACAACACCAGCAGCGCGCCACCAUGGAAAACCAAAGGCGGGACGAGCCGAGUCGGGACAGCCUCGCGAACCAACUAACUCUUUCGCAUACAAAUGACGGCGGUCUCUUGGGGGCCGGCUCGGCUCCGUUCGGUUCCGAUUUGGACUCUGACAAACAGUUAGACGGUCUCCAAGGAAACGCCACCACGAAAAUCGAACCUGAGGAUUUCUCGACCAGCGAUAACUACUCAGACGGGCCCUCGACUCCCUGCACGCCUUCAAUGAGCUCAGAGGUAGCGCAGAUGUCGCCUGAGGGAAAGAUGCGCUCCCUCGAUAGAAACGGGCCGAGCGGCGGAGGUGCUAAAGGGCGUGUGUUUUGCAACGCCUGCGAAAAGACAUUCUACGACAAGGGGACUUUGAAAAUCCACUAUAACGCCGUGCAUCUCAAAAUCAAACACAAGUGCACCAUCGAGGGCUGCAACAUGGUCUUUAGCUCGCUCCGAAGCCGCAACAGGCACAGCGCCAACCCCAACCCCCGCUUGCACAUGCCGAUGAACCGCAACAACAGAGAUAAGGAUUUGCGCGGUAGCCUGUCCGCGGAUGAGAACUCGCAAGAAAAACGCAACGAUUACGGAAGUCCGAUUUCAGACAAUCACAAGUCCAUGCCAAGUUACAUGAUCAGCCAAGUCGAGAACGGUUCCAAACUCAAUUCGUCGUUUUCGAGUAUCGGGCAAAGCGGGAUUCUGUUUCCGAAUUUGAAAACAGUGCAGCCAGUUUUACCGUUUUACCGUAGUUUAGUCACGCCGGCCGAGCUCGCGAAUACGCCGGGGACUUUGCCGUCUUUGCCGCUUUUGUCGUCAUCGGUGACAGUCAAACCGACGACGAUGCAGGAGCCGUGUAUUUUAGACCCCAUACCAAAGAAGAAGUCGCGCAAAUCGAGUAUGCCGAUCAAAAUCGAGAAAGAGACGAUGGAACUAAACAACGAACUCAUGGACAAAGGUAGCAGCUCCGAAGACGAGAUGCUGCACGGCAAGGAGGAGUUUGACAAUCACGUACUGGCGAGGAAAAAUGAAUUCGAAAACAACGACAAGCAAAAUCUGGGGGAUAAUUUCGACAAACAAGACGGCAGGCAAGUUGAAACUGGAGUCAUAACUUGCGCGACGUCGCCUUUCGAGAAAUCGGAAAAAAACGCAAUGAACGCCGAGGAUGAGAAAGACGAAAUUACCACGCACAAGAUUUCAGAGCACAGGUGGAGCAACGGAGAACUGACCAACGGGAGCUCUCCGCAGAAUUUAGACCAGGAAAAGGAAGAGCUUGAAGAUUUUGGAGAUUCGAAUCUGGACGAGGAUUCGGAGAUGCCGCACCACUGUGAGAUCUGCAGCAAGACUUUUAAAAACCCGUACAGUGUUAAAAUGCAUUAUCAGAGCGUGCACCUAAAGGAGAUGCAUCUGUGCACGGUGGACGGGUGCAACGCAGCUUUCCCAUCGCGACGAAGCAGAGACAGACACAGCUCCAACCUGAACCUCCACCACAAGCUCCUGACCAAAGACCCCUACAGCCCCCCGAGCGGCCGCUUCUCCCCGCUCUCCCUCUGCCGAGACCGGGACUCCGCUCUGGACUUCCCCCCGGAGCCCCUGGACCCCCGAGACCCCCUGACCCGGGACCCCGCCACCCAGACCUCCGUCAUCUUCAGGGGACACAACCGAAUGGGCCUGGUGUACCCUAUGAGCAAACUCUCCAGCAUUCCCAACAGCAACGGCAACUCCCCGGCGAGAGACAAUUUGGAUGAGGAGACGGUAGGGGGCGCCGGCGGGGAAGACGGCGCGGUUUUAGACCUGAGCACUUCCUCUUACGGUCCGGUCCGGGGCAGCGGUAGCGCUCGGUCGUCGUGGGAUUCCGAUGGAGCCGGGAGCGAGGAAGGGAUGGAAGAUCUUGACAUUCCGAUUGAAGACAGCGAGGAAAGCUGCGACGGCAAUAUCGGGAAAAGCCAGGAGCUGAACGCGGACGGGAUCAUGAACUGCGCGGGGCAAGGGGGCGGAGGGGCGCAGGCGAACGGGGCGGGGUCUCCGAUAACUUGCCACGUGUGUCAAAAAGUCUAUAGCAACAAGGGGACUUUCAGAGCGCAUUAUAAAACUGUGCAUUUGAGGUUGCUGCACAAAUGUAAGGUCCCGGGUUGCGAUACUUCCUUUUCGUCCGUGAGGAGUCGGAACAGGCACAGUCAAAACCCAAAUCUACACAGAAACCUCGCGGUGAGCUCAGGACCAACCAUGGACCAAGAGUAGAGACUGAAAAAAUGACUGAAAAUCUGUGUUAAACGUCGACGUGUGUAUGUUUUAUAUUAUAUUCUAUUACUGGGCACCAACACAAAGGCUCACCAUUUAGCACU